AAAACUCUACAAGUAAUAUUUCCCAUCGAGUUACAUUCUUCAGGCAUCUCUUGGUGAUCACCUUUCGUUUGCGUAGAGGAGCUUGUUUAGUGCCAUAAAAGAAUUCUGAAUUGGGUUCCAUUGGUGUGUUGGGAUAAAUAGUAAGUUUCCUAUGCAUGGUGCGAUUUGGGGUGGAGUCUACUCGGUUCAGUUUGAGACUAAUUACACGGAUAGUACAGUGCAGGCUGUCUUGUGUGGGGAUUUUAUGCUUUCAGAUAUCCCUUGUUGGAAUGUUCCUCUUGUUCAGCAAGUUUUUACAGCUAGUGAUGCUCAUGAGAUUCUUCAGUGUGCUAUCUCCCCCAUUCAUUUCGAUGUUCUUAUUUGGAGUGGCCAUUCAUCAGGUACUUACUCUGCCCGUUCUGGAUAUAGAUGACUUGUUCGUCGUCAGGCACCAACAGUUCAAGCAUCCAGGCUUGGGUAUUUCUUUUGAGAUUACACACUUCCUCAGGUUCGUACGUUUGGAUAACGUGCUCCUCAUGAGACCUUACAAGUUGGUUGUUGUCUCACACACCUCGGUUCUAUUGGAGUUCAAUGUUGCUUAUGCGAUUCUCCGGAGGAAAUGAUAUCCCGUGCUUUAAGGGAUUGCUCGAUGAUCUCCCCAAUCUUGACAACGGCAUGAUUCAUCCGAGUGUCGGUUACUAUGAGUUUCUCAUCUUUUAGUGCAUGGUUAGAGAAUAUGAUGCUCAAAUUGACUGUUCAUCGAUUCAUUGUACUGUUGGUAUUGCUCUGGAGGAUAUGGCAUCGCCAGAAUUUGUUUCUUUUCCUCAUAAAGGUCAACUGUUACCAGGUCUUUCUAUUCAACGAUGGUAGAAACCUCCCGUGGGUACUUUCAAGAUUAACUGUUGGUUUAGUCCUGGAGGGUCAAGCUAUCCCAAUCUUGGAGACACACACAACUGGAAUCAUUGAAGCUUUGGCAAUUACUCGGGGAAUUCGACUAGCGGUGGAACUGGAGCUUUCAUCCGCCGUGAUCGAAAGCGAUUCAAUGAAUGUAGUGCAACAACUUCAAAAUCCAACCAAUGACCGAUCUACUCUCCGAUUCUACCUUCUUGAAGCACGACAGAUAUUGGAUGCUCAUCGUCACAUCUCAAUUCCGUUUACUAGGCGAGAGGCCAACAGUGCAGCACAUGCUCUAGCAAAUUACUCCACGACAUCAAUCCUGCCUCUAUUUUAGUUCUGUAAUUCCCAACUGGAUUCAUGUUGUUGUACAUGCUAACUCUGUGUUUACUUAAUGA
Hibiscus syriacus is the source of this 1271-nucleotide messenger RNA. RefSeq lists its product as uncharacterized. Lineage: Eukaryota; Viridiplantae; Streptophyta; Magnoliopsida; Malvales; Malvaceae. Gene Ontology annotation, molecular function: RNA-DNA hybrid ribonuclease activity; nucleic acid binding. The record is from RefSeq and is a predicted model, not a curated record. The coding region runs from base 680 to 1210 and encodes 176 amino acids. The transcript has 3 exons.